Messenger RNA from Meleagris gallopavo (turkey), 2379 nucleotides. RefSeq names its product interleukin 18 receptor accessory protein (gene IL18RAP). Gene Ontology annotation, biological process: interleukin-18-mediated signaling pathway. The record is from RefSeq and is a predicted model, not a curated record. Lineage: Eukaryota; Metazoa; Chordata; Aves; Galliformes; Phasianidae. Gene Ontology annotation, molecular function: interleukin-18 receptor activity; interleukin-1 receptor activity.
AUUCUACCAUUCCUCCUCUUAAAUGAAGCAAACUAAAAAGUCCAAUGCAUUUCUAAACGCAGUGCAAGUAAAGGAUUUAAAGCUCAGAAAGCUUUGAUCUUUUAGUAGAGGCAACCCUUUUUUCCCCUAUCUUUUUACAAGAAAAUUACCCGGAAACUUUGAACCUAAAGCAAUUAAACCGAAAAAGGAAGGGAUGAUGACACUCAAGUAGAGGAAAUUCCUGUAAAGGAAACAGUCUCAAUAGCGUUCAGCUAAACCUUACCACAAUUCGUACCACGUAGUGUAAGAUGUGCAGAAAGCAAGAUGGUUCUUAAAGAAAAUAUCUCAGAAUACCAACCAAAAUUAAUAAAGACAAUGAUACUCACUUUUUACUGGAUUCUAGUAUUGUUUGGAACAGAAGUUAGUGGGAUUAAUUUGCCAGGAUGUUCCCAUGUAAAGCCUCAAGUACGGUAUCGUGCAAUUAGCGAUGAAGAGUUUGUUUUACAAUGUGCUUUGCCACAUAAACAUGCUACCAACAUUUAUAACAACUCAGUUCUAAAUCAACAUGAGGUGAAAUGGUUCUGGUGUCAGAAAAACAAAGGACAUCUUAAAGCUGUCGAGGGAAGCUCUAACAUUACUCUGCAAGGGGAUGCACUUUGGUUUAAACCAGUAAGGGAGAAUGCUUCUGGAAUCUACAUCUGUAUGAUACAUGAAAAAAUUCCGUGUCUCAAAAUUGUUCUGGAGGUUCAAACAAAGGCAGAGGCAAAAUGUGCAGGCUAUGGUACAAACACACUGCAUCUUCUUGCUGGCAGUGGGAAUUCAAUAGCUUGUCCUGGGACAAAAUGCUACAGCCAUAUAGAUAAAGUGGAUGUAAGAUGGUACAAGGAUGGCCGUCAGAUAGAAUACAGGAAAACGAGGAAAAGCCUAAAGUUUGUGGAUAAUGAAAUCUACUUGAAAACAACUUAUGUUCAAGACGCUGGAAUAUACAUAUGUGAUUACACCAUAUUUGACAACACUACUCGGUGGACAAUGAGAACAGCAAUUACAGUAGAAGUCAUUGCAAAAAACACUAUCCAUCCACCAAACAUCUUGCAUCCCAGUGGUGUGACGAUUCUCGAAGCAGAACUUGGAAAGCCCCUUGAACUGGAAUGCCGUGUACAGUUUGGGUUUGAAAGAGGUACUCAGAAGAGAGUAAUAUGGAAAAGAGACAAUGAAAAUAUAAAUGAGAAAUUGAACCAGGAAACAAGUGUUUGUCCAAGAUGUUUAAAGGGACAUGUACUUCGUCAUGUUGCUAAACUGGAAGAAGUUACUGAGAAGGACCUAAGAAGCAACUUCAUCUGCUUUGCUCAAAAUUCUGUGGGGAAUGCUACCGCUGUGAUCCAACUGAAAAAAAAACGGAGAGUGUUUUUCUUGUACAUACUGUGCAGUGCCAUUUCUAUUCUCUUUGCAUUUCUUUUGUGCACUGCCUUUAUUUAUCAGCACUGGAUUGAAAUAGUACUGAUGUACCGAAGCUACGUGGCCCACAACGAAACUACAGAAGAUGGCAAAGAAUUUGAUGCCUUUGUAUCUUAUGCAAAAACAGACUCUUCUGAAAGUGACUCUGCUUUUAUUAGCGAGGAAAAAUUUGCCCUGGAGAUCCUUCCAGACAUGCUUGAAAACAAAUACGGAUACAAGUUAUGCAUUCUUGAAAGAGAUAUUCUUCCAGGAGGAGCAUACACAGAUGAAGUUGUUACAGCUAUUAAACAAAGUAGAAGAGCAAUCAUUAUUCUGAGCCCAGCCUAUGUCAGCGGACCAAAAAUCUUUGAACUGCAGGCAGCAGUGAACUGUGCACUGGAAGACAAAAAGAUCAAAUUGGUUUUAAUAAAGUUCCAGGCUUUCCAAGAGCCAGAGACCUUGCCUCCAGUAGUUAAGAAGGCUCUUCGGAUUUUACCAGUCAUUACCUGGAAGUCUUCUGUUUCUACUGCUCCAAACAAGAAGUUCUGGAAAUACAUGCACUACCACAUGCCCGUGAAUACCACUAAGGUGUUGGGAAAUUGCAGCCUAAAGGGCUUUUUCCAAAGGUUAUUCAGCCUGGUACGUCGAUAGCAUAAAUUUAACAGAGGAAUGACUGCUAUCCUAGGAGUUAAUGGAUUUAAACACCUUUUUUUUUUUUUUACAUCAGCAGACUACUCUGGACUGUCACUUGAGCCAGCAAUAGCUCACUCUAGAACUCUGAGUAGGGCUGCAGUGCAAACAUGCACACAGGAAAAAUAUGUGGCACUUCACACAUGUGUAUAUGUAAGCUAUCUUCAGUAAAUUAUUAUUAGGAUAUUUAUUAUGUUGUUUUGCAAUGAUGUUGAGACGUGAAUGUUCUCUUCUUUGCAUUGUUUUUCUGUUGAAGCAUUUUUAUACUUUUUCUUU